GUGGUAGGUUUAGGAAAUCUGAAGCUAAAAACAAGACCUGAAGGAUUCAGGAAGAAAAUGCCAGCUGCACAUCUCACAGUAGUUAGUGUGAGUGGCACCUUAGGAACGCCAAUUUGUCUUGGGCAGAAGCCAGUAACUUUUGGACUGGAUGAAACUAAUGAUGUCAGGAUUCAGAGGAAGGAUGUGUCCAAUGUGCAGUGCAAGGUGGAUUUCACAAAUCAGGGAUUGGGUGUGCUGGAGAAUCUCAGUGCUGCCCAUCCAACACUGCUAAAUGGAGAAAUAGUGCGUAGCAAGAGGGAUUUAUAUGAUGGUGACACCAUAACCAUUGGGGGUCGCUCAUUCAGAUGGACAUAUCCUGAAGGAAGCAGGCUUUCUACUAUGAAGAGAUCCAAAGGAGGAGUGAUGGAAAAUGGGAUUUCCCGAGCUUCAACUCUAAUUCAACAGAGUAGAAAAUCGGUCUCCUUCGGACCAGAGCUAAGUCCAGAACAGUUUGAUCAAGCUCUGCCUCCUUCUGUUCCUGUGAAGCGUGGUGCAAAGCCUCUUCAUGGUGCCAGUGCACAGUCAAGUCCUUGUCAAGGAUCAUCACCUCUGAGGUUGACCCCAACACCCAUGAAGGGUUCCCAAGCCAUUCAUAUACAAGGACAAGAGACAACACCAGCAUCAGGUGGAGAAGGAGGUAUCAGGGAAAAAUUCAGACAAGGUUGGUCUUCAUUGUUAUCUUCGAGUGUGCCUGGGAAGCAGAAUGUUAAGUGCUUCUAUGGGCAGAAUGGCAGUGAUAAGCCAAAGCCAGGCCUUGCCAGGAGUAUGAAAAGAGUUUCUACUGUAUCACCAUUGGCUGGAUUACAGCAGAAAACAGCUGCUGCCCUUAAAGCAUCCGUAUCCACUCCAUCUGAACAGUCAUGUGUGAUGCCUCUGAAACGAGCAGAGCUGGCAGAGGUGAAUGCAUCAUUCACAACUGGAAAGGAGUUGCUUGCAGCUACAAGCAAGAUCCCAAAACCCAUUAUGGUAAAAACAGGAAGUCCACCUAUGUCUAUGAAUGGCUCAAAAAUGGUUUCCUCUCAGCGAUUGCGAAGUCCUCGAUUUCAGAAGAAUUUGAAGUCCUCCACCCUUGGAAAAUCUCUAGUCAAUUCAGGAAUGACACCUGAACAGAAGAGUACCACCCCAUCAAAUGCUACAGCUCAAUCUGAGAAGUUUACUUCAGUUGGAGAGCCAGGAAGUACUGUAACAGGAAAAAGUACAAAGUUAAGUCCACAGCUUCCAAGAACUGCCAAGAUGCAGUCCCCUACAUCAAGUGGGACCAUGACAAAGUCUCCAAAAGUCAGAGGAAGCCCAAUUGAGACAGGGGAUUCAUUAGGUACUACAAGCCCCUCAGUCCCUGCUGUGAAAUCUGCCCUUGAUAAGACAUUGAGUGCCAGCAAAAAGAAGACCAAUGUACCUUCAUUGAUGCCUUCAGAAGAACCUCUCAGUAGAGAAGUUGCAAAAACCCCUGAACAUCUACCAUCACCUCUUAUACCCCUUCCACGAUCUGCCAAAAAACUUUCAUUGUCAUCUUCUUUUGACACCUCUGAAUUACUCCCAACCCCUCUAAUUCCACUUCCUUCAUCCAUAUCCCAUUCUCCAAGGAAGCAGGCAUUGCCAUCAAUGACUGCAUCCACUUCCAAAUCAGUGAAGAAAGUUGUUACAGCUACUUCAAAAGCAUCAAUUACUGGUGAGGGGACACCAGCAAAUGCCAAGAUGAAGAAUCAGCCUCUUCCUCCAACUUCAGGAGGUUCAGGUAGUCCAUCUCCUACAAGGCGCAUGUCUGCAUCCUCUCGCUCCUUCUCCAAAACACCUGCACAUAGCUCUGGAUUAUCCAGCUCCAAGAAGAGUAGAAUAUCUACACUUGCAGCCACUGAUGAGGGAACUCCAUCAAGCACUAAGACAAAGAAAGAGUCUCUUACACCAUCCUUGAGUGGUCCAGAAGAUAGUCCAUCCCCUAAGAGGCGUGUGUCAGCAUCCUCUCGCUCCUUCUCCAAAACACCUGCACAUAGCUCUGGAUUAUCCAGCUCCAAGAAGAGUAGAAUAUCUACACUUGCAGCCACUGAUGAGGGAACUCCAUCAAGCACUAAGACAAAGAAAGAGUCUCUUACACCAUCCUUGAGUGGUCCAGAAGAUAGUCCAUCCCCUAAGAGGCGUGUGUCAGCAUCCUCUCGCUCCUUCUCCAAAACACCUGCACGUCACUCUGGAUUAUCUACUUCAAAGAGUCAAGCAUCCAUUGGAACAAAAAGUUCAAGGAAACGCAAAUCUGUACCUGUUUUAGCAAAAAGUUCAAGGAAGCAUAUGUCUGUACCUGUUGGAAGUGCAAGGAAAUCUGUCUCUGUACCAAAACGUAGUUCUUGGAUAGUCACAUCAGUGACAACUGAGAAUUCCCUUCCUUUUAAGAGUAAGAAAUCUACUCCUGUGCAGAAAAGCAGUGAUCAUGGAAUACUCGCAGCCCAUGAUGAUGCAGGCACUUCAAUUCUCCUAAAUUCAACUGUUAAAAAAGCAUCAAAAACCCCAAAGAGUCACAAGAAAUCAACAGUCAAAAAGAGUACAGCAAAGAAAGGGAUGUUGUCUAUUGUCAAGUCAGGUGUGAAGUCAGGUCGAGUAAGUAAGAAGGUUGCCAGCACAAAGAAGAUGCUCUUUGCUGAUGUACUGAAGCAGAACUUGCACAAAGGAUUCAAACACUCAACUGCUCGUCGUCAGUUGGUACAGCCCAGCAAAAUGGUUCCUCUGAAGAAGAGAGUUGCAUUGAAGAAGCUGACUGGAUCUGUUAAGAAGAAGACAACCAGGCAUGGUGCUGUUGGCUCCACAGGCCAUGCCCUCUCUCCACCUGACAUUGUCAUUGGAAGAGUGGAUACCAGGAAGAAGCAGUCUAGUACUCCUCAUUCUAUAAGAAGACAAAAGAGCACCAGCAACCCGGUGAGGGAACCACUGGUGUCUGGGAAGAGCCAGUCUGGUACACCACAAUCUGCAAAGAAAGGACUGAGGAAAUCUAGUAUCAUGGGAAUGGAGAGCUUGGAGCUGUCAGGAACUUUUCCUGUAGCUCCUACACCUUCUCCCAAGAUGUCUACACCAGCAUCCAGACGAAGGGAGAGUCCAGCCAAGAUGGGUACACCUAAUAUAAAGUCUGCCUUGCAAGGAGUCAGAGGCAAGAGUCACUCAAGAUCCAAGUCUCUUGUCUUAGCAAGGAGAUCCUCUGUCAAGCAGCUCAAACAGAAGACACGAAAUUCCACCAUCACGCUUAUUCCCCAAAGCAGCUCUAGGGGUAGUGUAGAACUGACUCCUGCUUCAAGAUCAUUUGCAAAAACUCCAUCCUCUGGAGAUGCUACAACAUUUGAUUUUUCUGCUGCAGAAAGCCCAAAUAUCACUACUGAUAUCUUUGUCUCACCUAUUAAUGUCUCAUCUCAAUCCUCACCAUAUAAAAGCAGAAGAUCUGUUGAAAGAAGGAAGACAUUGACGCCAAAGGUUCUCUCCAGUUCAAAAAAACAAACUGUCAGCAUGCACACAUGGGAAAAACCAGUCAACCCACGAAUAUUUGAAUUGAAGUCUGGGGGACCUAGCAGUGUGAAGAAGACCAAAUCUGUGAAGCGCAAAAAAUCUGCCCGAAUCAGUGGUGUGAAGAAACUGUUUCAACGAAGUCCUGAGGCAGAUUACUCAAGCUAUGUUGAUGGCAUUGGAAGACUGAUGAGGAAUGACAACAAAUCACCUCUUGCAGAUUAUGAUACAUAUGUUGGGGCAGUGAGGCACCUGAAACACUUUGGAAAAGGUUCUCCAAAACCAGGUUAUAGCCAAGUAGGGGGAGUGAAGAAAUUGAUGGGCUCCCCCAAGUUGCAGAAGUCACCCAAAAGUGACUACUCCGAUGUUCAGGGUAUUCGAAGGCUGAUGACCCAACAGAGGACCCCUCCUGUAGAUUAUAGUAAUGUGGAAGGAAUUGAAGCUCUCAUGCGCUCUCCAAGGACAGGGCUACAGGUUGAUAAAGUUAAGGAAUCUCAGGCUUUUGGGCAGUCUCCAGACCUCAGUGGGAUAAGGACUUGGAUGAAGACUCCUAGGGAGAACACAUCAAGGCGAAGCAGUCAAGUUGUAGAUGAGGUUGCAGAACUAAUACGAAAGCCUCUCAGGAAAAGGGUGAAGGAAGCAUCACCCUCAGAGGAGGAUGAUAUGAGAGGUUCUGCUAAGAGAAGUAGAGGAGCUGAAGAGGCUAAACUUGUCACCCCACAGCCAAAUCCAGGAUCCAGUGAACCGAAGAAAGCAAGAGGGAGGAGAGGCAAGGCCCCUGAACCCUCCCCAGUGUCUGAACCCAAGAAGGGAGGUAGAAGAACAAGAGCUAAAGCAGCUGAUGGAAGCUUGUCACUGGAAUCUCAACACAUCCUACAUCCUACUUCAACCCAGGGUACCAAAAAUACACGUGGGAAGAGGAGUCGAGCAAAUGCCUCGGCCCCUGCAGAAAUCACAAGGGUGGGGUCAAGCCGGGCAAAGAGAACAAGCCCAAAGAAAGCUGCUGAUGCUUCAGAAUCACCUCUAGCAGAAAUGAAAGAAAGUAAAAUGGCCAAAAUUAUUGAACUCCCUCCUGUCUCUAAGCCCCCUGAGAGAAUAAGAAAAACAAGAGGGAAAACAGUUGACGCCAUUGUUACAGAAUCAUCUGAUGCUGGAAAGGAAGUUCCAACUUUGACCAGAGGCAGAAGACCAGUUCGAGCAGCAUCUGCAGAUGCAUUGUUGGUUGCCCCAAUGCAGGAGAAAACAAGAGCAAGAGGUAAGAGAGGUCAAGUGAAAACCUCUGACACAGCAGAUAAUGCAGAAGCAGAGUCAAGCCAGGUAAAGAAAACAAGGCAGAAGAAAGUAACUGAAGUGUCAGAAAUGCAUGAAACAAAGACUGCACAAAGCAAACCCUCUGUUUCUGAAUCUCCUAAAUCAAAGCCUUCCAAGAGAGGGGGUACAACUAGAGGGAAAGCAGUUAGUGCUACUGUUCAAGAGCCAUCAGAAACUGGUAAGGGAGCCCCAACAUUGACCAGAAACAAAACACUAAAGGAAUCAACAGAUGCAUCAAUUUCAAAUCAAGAAACGAAAAGCACCAGACAGAAGAAAGGCAAGCCUGCUGCUUCUGAUGUUGGUAAUGAUGGUGCCCCUUCAGCAGGGAAGCAACAAUCUCGUAGAGGCAAAGCUGUUAUUUCUGUUGAUGUAGCCCCCCCUUUGGCAGGGAGGCAACAAUCCCGGAGAGGCAAAGCUGUUGUUUCUGAGACUGUCAAUGAUGAAGCAGCCCAAUCAGCAGGGAAACAAAAAUCCAGAAGAGGCAAAGCUGCUUCUGUAUCUUUGGACAGCAAGGAAGAAUCUACUGAUACUUCACAACCCCAGAAGGGUAAAAAGGCUACAAGAAAGAGAAAGCAGAAGACUGCAAGUGGUGAAGGAGAUGAUGAGGUAUUCUCAAUUAAAAACAAAAUUGCCAAAGAAGAGGUUCCAAGCUCUCCUCCAAAAGCACAAAAGGGAAGGACCGUCAGGGCUCGCAAAGCUGGUCAGGUGCCAGAAGAAGAUAAAUCUUCCCUCCAACAGCAGGGCAAAGCUGCCACUCAUCGAGGCAGGGGGAAGGCAGAAGAAAAGCUGGGAGGAAAACCUGUACAGUCAAAGUCUCCAGUGAAGUCUCCACCAAAGCGUGUAACAAGAACCCGCAAGAAUCAUCCUUAAUCUCAAUCCCCCCCC
Darwinula stevensoni is the source of this 5712-nucleotide messenger RNA. The record is from the annotation of a GenBank genome assembly. NCBI's taxonomy places the organism in Eukaryota, Metazoa, Arthropoda, Ostracoda, Podocopida, Darwinulidae.